UUUAAGUAGGAAUAAUCUAGAAAAGAGUAUUCCCAUCGAGAUUGGGAAUCUUCAAUCCCUUCAGCAUCUCGAUCUAAGUCAAAAUUUGCUCACGGGAGAAAUACCUAGACAACUUGGGCUAUUGCACAGAUUAGAAAUACUCAAUCUCUCACACAAUCAAUUAUCGGGUUCAAUUAUGUCAACAUUUCAAGAUAUGAUAAGCUUGACAUCCAUCGACAUAUCGUUUAAUGAGUUAGAGGGUUCUUUACCAAACAUUCCAGCCUUUCGUAAUGCUACGAUUGGAGUUGUGAGAGGGAACAAAGGCUUGUGCGGAGACAUUGCUGGUCUUGGCCCCUGUACAGCACCAAUGUUGAAAGGAAGAAACAAAAACAAAAAGUUGCUGCUAGUUUUGAUUCCUACUUUGGGUUGCCUACUUUCUUUGCUUCUUGUUGUGGGAGCUUCAAGUAUUGGAUGCCGAAGAAUAAGAAAAACAAAGGCUACUUCGGCUAAUGGAAGCUAUGAAAACCCCUGGGUAAUAUGGAGCUUUGAUGGAAGAACGGUUUAUGAGAGCAUCAUUGAAGCCACGGAAGAGUUUGAUGCCAAAUAUUGUAUCGGUGUGGGAGGACAGGGGAGUGUUUACAAGGCCCAGUUGCAAACAGGUGAAACUGUUGCUGUAAAGAAAUUUAAAGAAGCUGUGGACGUAGAAAUGGCCAAUCAAAAAGCAUUUGAACAGGAGAUUCAUGCUCUGACCGAAGUUUGGCAUCGGAAUAUCAUUAGGCUCCGUGGCUUUUGCUCGAGUUCUCGACAUUCAUUUUUGGUAUACAAGUUCUUGGAAUCGGGCAGCUUGAAGGAUGUAUUGAACAAUGAAGAGAGGAUGGCAACAUUUGGCUGGAAUAGGAGAGUGAAUGUUGUCAAAGGGGUGGCUUAUGCAUUGUCCUACAUGCACCAUGAAUGCUCUCCUCCUAUAAUUCAUCGAGAUGUCUCGAGCAAGAACAUUUUAUUGGAUGAAGAAUAUGAAGCUCACGUCUCUAAUUUUGGCAUGGCUAAGGUUUUAAAACCUUAUUCAUCCAAUUGGACUUCCUUUGCAGGCACCUUUGGAUAUGCAACUCCAGAACUCGCAUACACGAUGGAAGUGAACAAGAAAUGUGAUGUUUAUAGCUUCGGAGUGGUGGCAUUGGAAGUAAUCAUGGGAAGCCAUCCCGGCGACCUCAUUUCUUCACUCACGUCCUCAUCUUCAUCACCAUCGAACAAUUCAACAACUUCUUGGCCACUGAAGGAAGUUUUAGAUCAAAGAAUUCCAUACCCAAAAGGUAAUGUACUAGGGGAAGUGGCUUUAGUGACAAAGACGGCAUUUUCAUGCUUAAAUCCCAAACCAAAGCAUCGUCCAACCAUGCAACAAGUUUCUAGGGCGAUAUCAACAUGUAACUCCAUCGUGCGAAGUGCAUUAGAGGACAUCAAAUUGGAAGAACUAGUUGAUCCUACAUGCUUCACUUUUUGAGAUAUUUUGGUCUUUCAGUUGUAGCCUGU
Messenger RNA from Eucalyptus grandis, 1506 nucleotides. RefSeq names its product MDIS1-interacting receptor like kinase 2-like. The transcript is spliced from 2 exons. Lineage: Eukaryota; Viridiplantae; Streptophyta; Magnoliopsida; Myrtales; Myrtaceae. Bases 176 to 1477 code for a protein of 433 amino acids. Gene Ontology annotation, molecular function: ATP binding; protein kinase activity. The record is from RefSeq and is a predicted model, not a curated record. Gene Ontology annotation, biological process: protein phosphorylation.